Molecule: messenger RNA, 804 nt
Organism: Zychaea mexicana
Lineage: Eukaryota; Fungi; Mucoromycota; Mucoromycetes; Mucorales; Lichtheimiaceae
Product: kinase-like domain-containing protein
Exons: 6
Coding region: 1-804 (267 amino acids)
Biological process (GO): mitotic spindle assembly checkpoint signaling; protein localization to kinetochore; chromosome segregation
Cellular component (GO): nucleus; kinetochore; spindle
Molecular function (GO): ATP binding; protein serine/threonine kinase activity; protein serine/threonine/tyrosine kinase activity
Source: RefSeq, a predicted model, not a curated record
AUGCAUCCUAGCACGGGUCAAAAGCGCGCUGGUGAUACCCCUGAAAUCGGGGAAAGCUUUGAAGCAUUUGUAGUCACCUGCACACUUUCGGUGUUGAGCACCUCCGCUUCGCUUCGUGCCGAAACCUACGGAGCUUCGUCUCGGUGGCUCGUCUUUUUCUUGCCGGACGGAACAGAGCGCUCGGCAGGUUUUUCUGCAGCGUUCACCAGAACGCGGUGCUCGACUACCGUCACUCGGAGCAAUAACACCAGGAGCGGAGGUCGACACUUUCACGGUAAACAGUAUAUCCAAUUCAAUCAUGUCAAGUCCACUGGUUCGUGUCGUGUGUGCAAGGUUAUGGGUUUCGACCGGACCGAGUACGCAUUGAAAAAUGUUAAUGUUACCGAUCCCUCCCGGCUCGAUAUACACCUUGAAGAAGUAGAGCUUCUCCAACAGCUGCAAGGGAACGACUCCGUUACACGCAUGUACGCGUUUGAGCUCUGCAGGACCAGCUGGCAGUUACACAUACUCUUUGAGUAUGGCGAAAUCAAUUUUGCCAGCUUGCUUUGCCAAGACCAUCUUAACAUCCACAGAAUCAAGUAUUUCUGGAAAAAGCAGAACAUCGUACACGCUGACCUAAAACCCAGUAAUUUCGUCCUGGUGAAGGGCGUAGUUAAAAUCAUCGAUUUCGGUAUUGCCAAGGCUAUCGAUGAAAUCAGAACUUUCGGCACACCGAGCUACAUGGCUCCUGAAGCCGUCACGAACCUCAUGGACACGGCGAUCAAUGACGGCUUAAACGAUAGUGACAUGAUGAUGACCCGUUAA